Molecule: messenger RNA, 1968 nt
Organism: Humulus lupulus (European hop)
Lineage: Eukaryota; Viridiplantae; Streptophyta; Magnoliopsida; Rosales; Cannabaceae
Exons: 4
Coding region: 1-1968 (655 amino acids)
Source: RefSeq, a predicted model, not a curated record
AUGGCAGAUACAGCAUGUCGAGAUUGUAUGACUUCUUGUCAACUGGAGGAUCUAAAAUUUUCAGGAUGUUUUUUUACUUGGAAUAACAAGCAGCAGAAUGAUGAACGGGUUUGUUCAAAGAUUGACCGUGCAAUGGUUAAUUCGAAGUGGACUGAUGUAUUUCAAGAAUCUAAAGCAACUUUCUUUCCUGAAGGUAUUUUUGAUCACAGUCCUAUUAUUAUAUCCUUCUAUGUUGACAUACAGUUGGGGAGGAAACCAUUUCGAUACUUUCGUAUGUGGAAGGAGGCUACUGCAUAUAAGGAUCGAGUUAGUACUUCCUGGAGGAGCCCUGUUUAUGGUACUGAGAUGUUUAAGGUGGUUACAAAAUUGAAGAGAUUAAAACAGGUUCUUUUAGAGAUUGACAGAGAAGGAUAUCAGGACUUACAGAAGUUAGAUAGUGAACGGUUUUCUCAUCUCCAUAAAGCAUACUUAACUUUUUUGGCUCAAAAAGCCAAAGCAGCAUGGGUUCUUAAUGGGGAUGAAAAUACUCAAUUUUUUCAUGCAUCAUUGAAUGCGAGAAGACUACAAAAUAGAAUUCUGUCUAUCAAAACUGAAACUAGCACUUGGGUAGAUACUCCAGAGGGUGUAAGGGAUGCUUUUCUUGGAUAUUAUCAAAGAUUAUUGGGGACUAAUAUGCAGCAAAGGAGGAAGGUACUGCAGGCCAUUGUGAAUUUAGGUCCUGUUCUUAAUGAAGAGCAUAAAUGUAUCUUGUCCACUGAGUUCUCAACACUGGAAGUUAAAACAGCUUUGUUUUCCAUUCCAGGGAUGAAAGCUCCUGGUCCAGAUGGAUUCAGUAGCUCCUUCUACCAGGAUAAUUGGCAAUUAGUUGGGCAGGAGGAUAGUGUUGCAAUUAUAUCCUUUCUUUCUUUGGGUAAACUUCUUAAGGAGAUCAAUGCUACCUCUAUUACACUUAUCCCUAAAACUAUAUGUCCUGAUACUGUGGGUUCUAUGCCUAGAUAUAAAUUUCAUGAUAGAUGUGCAAGCCUAAAGAUGAAUCAUCUCUGUUUUGCGGAUGACAUUUUACUAUUUAGUCAUGGUGAUUAUAUUUCAAUACUUUGGAUGCUUAAAGGGCUUAAACUCUUCUCUGGAAGUUUAGGUCUUUUGCCUAAUGUGACUAAGUCUAAAAUUUAUUGCUGUGGUAUGAAUGAGAAGGGGACUCAAAGGGUGUUGGAUGUAUCAGGUUUCACCAAAAGUAAGCUCCCAUUUCGUUACCUUGGUAUUCCGAUUUGUUCAAAAAAAAAUUCUGCUGCUGAAUGUGGAAUAAUAUUAGAGAAAAUGAUGAGGAAAAUUAGACAAUGGAGUACUAGGAAUAUAUCAUAUAUGGGUAGAGUUAUCCUGAUUAACUCUGUUCUCAUGUCUAUCCAUGCCUAUUGGACUCAAAUAAUGAUUUUGCUGAAAAAACUGUUGAAAGAUAUUGUAGGCAUUUGCAGGGCAUUUCUUUGGAAAGGAAGGGGAGUGUAUUCGGGGCCUGGUUUAGUGGCUUGGAAUAAUAUCUGUAUUUCUAAAGCAGCUGGAGGUUUGGGAUUCAGAAAUGUCAUUGAUUGGAAUAUUGUGGCUAUGGGUAAGUAUGUUUGGGCCACUACAGCAAAGAAGGAUAAUCUGUGGGUUAAAUGGGUUCAUAGUGUUUACCUAUCUAAAAAAGAUUGGUGGUCAUAUAGGAAUCCGCCAGAUUGUAGUUGGUACUGGAGGAAACUUGUUGUUGUUAAAGAAUUUUUCACAGCCAAAAUGGACAUGGCAUCAUUUAUUGCCACGAAGUAUACGAUUGGAGCAGGCAGUGAAGAAAUGGCUAAAUUGGCAGGUACAAACAAAUCAAUAUGCACAGUUAUUUCAGUGGAUUACCAAGGUGAAGAAUUUGAGCAAAACCAGAAGGAAUUUCCUCAUGGUUGUAGUUACUGCAUUAAUGUAUCAUAUUUGGAGAGUGAGGAGUGA